Chrysoperla carnea is the source of this 925-nucleotide messenger RNA. RefSeq lists its product as uncharacterized. Gene Ontology annotation, cellular component: mitochondrial inner membrane. The coding region runs from base 125 to 880 and encodes 251 amino acids. Gene Ontology annotation, molecular function: ribosome binding. Lineage: Eukaryota; Metazoa; Arthropoda; Insecta; Neuroptera; Chrysopidae. The transcript is spliced from 5 exons. The record is from RefSeq and is a predicted model, not a curated record. Gene Ontology annotation, biological process: inner mitochondrial membrane organization; protein insertion into mitochondrial inner membrane from matrix.
GUUUUUAUUUAGGAAGAAAUAUUUUGGCAUAAUGUGAAUACCACACACAGUUUUCGGCCCUUUUAUUUCAAAAUUUAUAGUAAAAAAAUUUGGCCCUAUCAUUUAUUUCAAAUUUUUGUGGACCAUGAUACCACAUAAACUUUUGAUUGGAUGGAUGAAAAUUAGUUUAAACUCUGAUAGUAUUCUUCGCGCUGCAAGGAAAUCUAUAUUUAAUAACUUACGAUUUAAAAGUAGUGGAGGUUCGUUUGCACCGAGCUUUUCAAAACGUUUAGAAUGCACACCGUUAUUAAGUCGACCUCAAUCUUUCAAUUUAAUCCAAAAACGAUUAGUAUAUCAGGAUGCUGCUCCACAAACUUUACCACGGCUUAUUUAUAUGCCAAAUGUGUUUAGGUGGAUGAAACAUAAAUUCGAAUUUUGGAUCUUAGCACAUUGGGAUCCAGACUUUAAUGAAGGUGCUUUUAGAUAUGGAACUAGACAGGCUGUUUCAACUAUAACAAAUGUAUUACAAACUCGAAAAUACGAGCAAUUAUCAGAUUUAAUGACACGGAACGCUCGUACAAUGUUAAUAUAUGAAUUUGAAACAAGAUGGCCAAGCACCUAUAAAGAUAUAGUCGCAUUGAAGCCCGAAGAAAUUCAAUUAAUUAUACCGCGAAAAUUGGCAUUUAAUCGUUCGUUAGGUAGAAGAAUUUGUGAAGUUGAUUUAGUAUUCAUUGGAUUAAAAUGGUCCGAAUAUCGAUCACGACGUGCAAUGGUGUUUAUGGAAACAUUUGCACGUUUCAAACGUGAUUUCGAUAAUCGACUUGUUCCAGAAUGGACAAUCUCAUUGUUUAAAAUACAUAGAUUUCAAAUUAUUCAUAGGCGAACAAUCAGUGUGUGCUGAUUGAAAAAUUAAAUUUUAGUUUAUACGUGUCCGUAAAUAAAUGAC